Messenger RNA from Neoarthrinium moseri, 2850 nucleotides. RefSeq lists its product as uncharacterized. Lineage: Eukaryota; Fungi; Ascomycota; Sordariomycetes; Amphisphaeriales; Apiosporaceae. The coding region runs from base 1 to 2850 and encodes 949 amino acids. Gene Ontology annotation, molecular function: DNA binding; zinc ion binding; DNA-binding transcription factor activity, RNA polymerase II-specific. Gene Ontology annotation, biological process: DNA-templated transcription; regulation of DNA-templated transcription. The transcript has a single exon. The record is from RefSeq and is a predicted model, not a curated record.
AUGUCAGAUUCGGGUCUUACUCCUUCGCGCUUAGGUACUGGUUCCGCCUCAGGCCAACCUGGAAGCUUCAGCUUUACACCAUUUACGUUCGAUCAAGCCUCGGUUGUUGCAGACCCGAUGAACAGGAAAUCAUUAUCAACUUUCGACAGUAAAGCACCAAGUCCGGCACCUUUGAUGGCUUCUGUCCCGACUGCUGCGGAACGAAGGGAGAACGCCAAGGCCAAGAGGAGAGUGCCGCCGUCGCAGAGGAAACGAACAAAGCUCAGCUGUGAUGCUUGCAAAGCCCGAAGAUGCAAGUGUCUCCGCAUCACCACAGCCCUUGGUUCAGAGGAUGGGCAGGUGGAUGGUGCUUUGACUCCCUGCAAGAACUGUGUUGAUACUGGCAUCGAAUGUGUCACGACAUUACCUCGGAAGCAGAGAAUCUAUGGCAGCGUCGAGAAUCUCGACCGCAGGUAUCGCGCUCUAGAUGCGCUCGUCUCAGGCAUGUUCCCACAAUUAGGUCCAGACGCUACUGCCGAGGAUAUCGCGACUUUUGGAAAGGAGAAUGGCAUCGUGAUGCCCGUGCUCGGCGAUGAACCAGACGGUGUCACGUCGCCGGCGUCGAUGGCAGCCCUCGUAUCUCCAGUAUCUCCACCAAGUCUCGACCGGAAGAUCGGGGAUGAGCAUUCUGAUUCAGGACAUAGCAGUAUUGAUUUCUACAAGGACACCAGCGGCCGAUCUCACUAUGUUGGACCAUCAGGGAGCCUGGCAACUUUUGCCAGGAUACGUCAUUUGAUCGCUCGACGGCUGCAAGCUUCACCGGACCCCGAUACCCGCCGCCGGGUAGAGCAUGUUUCGUCAAAAAGCGUCACUGAUGCUAUCGCCAGUUCAUUCAACGAGAAUCCCGACCAUGUGGGCCUGUGGUCCGGUGAUUCCAUGACCUCAAACGCAUCCCCAGAUAAACACCUUGAAAGAUCGUCGAAUACGAAGUCCAAUGUUCCUUCCAACAAUGGGGACUCACAGUAUUGGAUACCGACGUCCAAGAUCAAACUACCCACGAAGCAUAUCGCCGAUGCAUGCGUGGAAGCGUUUUUCGAAAAUGUCCAUCCAAGUUUCAUGUGCAUUCACCGCGCGACGUUUCAACAACACUACGAGGACCUCUGGAAGACGUCUUCAGGACAUCAGAGCGUUUCCUCCGCCUCGAGGCACAGCGGCACCUACGUCUCUGUCGGAUGGCUUUGUUGCUUGUACAUGAUCUUCAUACUGGGCUCCAGGACCAUGAAGAAGAACCCAACAUCUCUCGAGUUUCAGCGUACAUACUUUGACUGCGCGAAGCAGCUUCCUUCAAAGCUUACUGGCUCGACUCUCCCAAACAUAUCUGCAUUAAUGCUUCUCGCAUUGUACUGCCUCAACAUCAACGAUCGUACUGGUUCAUGGGCAUUUCUGGGUCUGGCCUGUCGUCUUGCCGUCUCGCUAGGAAUGCAUAGAGAGUGUGUGGGUGACGGUAUCAAUACAUUAACCAGGGAGAUUCGAAAACGUGUGUGGUGGACUUUGUACGACUGCGAGCAACACCUGUGCUGUUCACUCGGUCGGCCCAGUGCCAUUGACGAUGUAGAGAUUAACGUCGGCGUUGCUGACGAAGAGCUGUUACAGUGUGACAUAAGCCUACCUGCUGAGUAUUCGCAAAACCUUGUAUAUCUACUUCGAUUAUUAGGCACGAUCCGUCGAAGUGUCCACGAACCUUCAGUAUCGGUGAAUACUAUUUUGCCGCGAGAAGUACAGCUUCUUCGCUGUCUGGUCCUAUGGAAAGCCGGUCUACCGGGGUUCUUACGGCCUACGCCCCCAAACGAGGCAAAACCAGACCCUCGGAGAUGGCGAAGGAUCAUUAUGAUGAAUGUUCAAUAUCAAAAGUCGCUCAGUCUUCUGACUAGACGCUUCCUCCUCCAGGAGGUAGAGUCCGCUGACCGUAAGGAGGAUCUGGGAGUCGACGCAUUCGCUAUCAUUAGCUUGGGCGAGAUAUGUGUUACCUCAGCGAUGCGCAUGGUCAGUCUACUGGUCGAUCUGUGGAAAGCCAAGAUGUUCAAUGGCAUCACAGCGAUUGAUACCUAUUAUGCGUAUCUGGCGAGCAUUCAGCUCAGCCUGAGACUUCUUGAACCUAGAUAUUUGGUGUCACAUCAGCGUCUCAGCAAGGUGCCGAACGAAGAGAAAUUCCGGCCAUCCGCCACCCCAGCACUCAAGUCGAGCUUGGACUACGAGAUCGAAGCUCUUAUCACUCAAUCGCAACUAGUCGAGACCUACAGUGUCGCCGAGCUAACAGAUGCUGUACGCCAACUCAACGACGUAUUCCAGACGGUAGACAUGUGUGGUUUUAGCGCCAAGUGUAGCAUCAUAUCUGCCGAAUUUGGCAAGGCCGUAGGAGCCAUCGAUGGGGAGCCUUCAUCGACGCUAUUUAACGGCAAACUAGGACAGAACUUGGAAAAGGUUGAGGAAAACCGGCGUCUGGGACCAACCCAGCAGGAUGGCCUGGAUGCAGCAAACGACGGGAGUUUCUACACUGGAAAUAUACCUCCAACCCUGGACAACAGUGAUGGAUAUCACUCACAAGACAGCAGAUUUGUCCAAACUGAUUUGGCUGGAGCGUAUAUUCAGCCACAGGCUAUGGGGAUGAACUACGACUAUGGCGGCGUUUUCAACACCAACAGCUUGCUCAAUGUAUCAUCCUCGCAGCCGCCGGAUAUUCAGUGGGAUCAGGUUCUGCAAGCGGCUGAUUGGCAACAACCUCACGACAUGUUCAAUGACAUGACAUCUAGUGCCUGGUCCUGGCCUCAUCAAAGCAAUCUCGCGUACGACCCCAUGGCUCCACCUCAGUGA